CGUAUAUUAUUGACAGAACGUCGCAUACAGAGAAGCAUCAGUAGUUUAAUGUUUUGCUGAGUCAGGCGAGUCUAAUACGCAUCUAUGUAUAUAUCACUUAUUUCAUACGUAUGAUUUCUUGCAGCACUUACGCGGUGAAAUAUAACGUAAAACUAUGUAAAAUGACACUUCUGUGAAUAACUUAUAUGCGCAGUGAGGCACAACAUUCUGUGCGUUCACUUUUCCGUCGCUCGUGCCCCUUCCUGUUAUUGGUCCCUUAAUUUAGUGCUCGUAAGCAGCAGAUAAUGAAACUUCGAGUUAAUACUUCAAAACGGACACAUCCACGGGCAUGCUGGGUGGAGAUACCAGAAGAGAAUCCAUCACUGGGUGAUCUGCGUGCUGUGAUAUCAGAAAACCUACUUCCAGUAUUGGGAUACAGCUCUGAUGUCCAGUUUGCCAUUUCCUUGAAUGGUAGAGAUGCACUUACAGAAGAUGAGGCAAGCCUUUCCUCUCUUGGUGUGGUACAUGGAGACUUAGUUUGGAUAGAAAUUCAUGGUUCAUCGCCUGCAGUGGUCUGUGCCUCAGACCAAAGUAAUAUGCCAGCUGCCUGUGAUUUUAGACAAAAAGCAAUCAUGAUUUCUGAAAAUGGGACAGGCGAGUCAUCUUCCUUAGUAUGCGAAAACCAGGCAGGAGCCAGUAGUGAGUCUGUGGAUAAAGGACCACCACCUGACACUGAUUCUGAUUGUGUAUUAAUGUUGGAUUCAGAAGUGGAGGAAGGUGAAGGAGUUGGUUCCUAUCUGCUUGAACCCAUGUUGUGUUGUGAAGCAACUGAUGGAAAAGUGCCGCACUCACUGGAGACUCUGUACCAUUCAGCACAUUGUCAAGAGUCCUUUGAUUUCUUAAUUGUUGUGUUACAUUUGCUGAUGCUGGAAACUGGUUAUUUACCUCAGGGUACUGGAACCAAUACCAAGUCAAUGCCUGAUAAAUGGAAGAAUGGGGGGGUCUAUAAACUGAAUUACAUUCAUCCACUCUGUGAAGAAGGAUUGACCACCCUAGUCUGUACGCCUAUGGGAAAACUUCUUGUUGUCAACGCAUUGUUAAAGGUUGAAAAUAAGGUUAAAGUUGGGAAACGUCUGCAGUUGCCUCCGGUAUUGUACAUCAGUAGUCCAACACACCAGGGUCAACAAAAUGCUGCCGAAAUUUAUAAAGAUCUUCAAAAAUUAUCUAGAGUGUUCAAGGAUCAGCUGGUAUAUCCUCUGCUGGCUUCUGCAAGGCAAGCUUUGAAUUUGCCAGAUGUGUUUGGACUGGUAGUUUUGCCACUGGAAUUGAAGUUACGAAUUUUCCGCCUCCUUGAUGUUGAAAGCAUUUUAAAAUUGUCUUCCACCUGUCGUGACCUCAGUACAGACUUGAAUGACAAACUGCUUUGGCGAUUUCUUUAUAUUCGGGACUUCAAAGAUCCUUUUACAAAACCUUUAGAUGAAGACUGGAAAGAACUGUAUAAAAUGAAAGCAAAGCAAAAGAAGAGAGCACAGCAGCAGAAAACCAGGAUGUUCCAAUCCCGCUAUAUUAUUCCUCGCCUUCCUCCAAAUUCUCCUAGCAGUUUCUAUCCUCCUGGAAUCAUUGGAGGAGAGUAUGAUGAGAGGCCUAUUCUUCCUUAUGUUGGUAAUCCUUUCAACUCUCUUAUACCAGGUUUAGGGAGCACAUCAACCAGAUGUCCACCAGUGAGACCACAUUCUGAUCCCGCCAGCCUAAUGCAAGGACUAGAUGGAUUAUUCCAAGGACGUGCUGGUCCAGGUGAAAGGUUUCCUCCCAGACCUACCCAAGGCAGACGUGUGGACUAUAGACGAGCAUUUAUUUGAAUCUUGCAAGAUUAAUAAUUGAUUAGGGUGUGGCGUAUGUAGUGUGUAUCAUGCUGCCGAUUAAUAAAACUGUGUAAUUUUGUCUGGAAAAAUCUGUUUCCCUUUGAAGAACUAGGUAUUUGGAAAUUUAUAAAAACAAAUCAUAAGCAGAUGAUAACACUAAUUGCUGUGCUACAGUACUUUGCAUUUUUAUAAAUUAAAAUUGUUUCCUUAUUAAGGAAUUCCUCUGAAA
Messenger RNA from Protopterus annectens (West African lungfish), 2070 nucleotides. RefSeq names its product F-box protein 7 (gene FBXO7). Gene Ontology annotation, molecular function: protein kinase binding. Lineage: Eukaryota; Metazoa; Chordata; Ceratodontiformes; Protopteridae. The record is from RefSeq and is a predicted model, not a curated record. The coding region runs from base 285 to 1838 and encodes 517 amino acids. Gene Ontology annotation, biological process: autophagy of mitochondrion; positive regulation of autophagy of mitochondrion. The transcript is spliced from 10 exons.